AACAGCGUAAACCCCUUCGUUUUUGCGCCCGCGGAGAUCGAUAGCAAAAGCACGUUCGCACAACGAUGGCGUCGUAUCUGGAAGAUUUGUUCGAUAAACUUCUCAGCAGUUCGGCGCUGGUCAAUUAUUGGAACUACGUCUUUCCCGUGCUGGUGGGUCUGUACUUGGCCAUUUCGCUGUACGAUAAGCAUCGGUAUGGCAGCAAGAAGAAACUCCGCAUCACUGCCCUUCCGGACAAAAAGAAGGACCAGGAAACGAAGCUGGACGGUAUUGAGUAUGUGGGAGAAGUAGAACCGCAGGGCGAAGAGUUCGAUCCAGUGCCAGCGUUGGAAGAGAAACCGCACAUCUCUUACGGCGGAGCUACCGUGACGCUGGGCGAGGAUCCUUGCGAAGCUGAUAGUCGGUUUUACGCGAUAGUAAACGAUCGUCGCAGCGUCCGCAAGUUUAGCAACCGGCCCGUCGAUCGGAAGGUCGUAGAGCGGUGCAUUCUGGCGGCCGGCACUGGACCAAGCGGGGCGCACACGGAACCGUGGACUUUCUGUCUGGUUUCCGACCGAUCGAUCAAGGAGAGUGUGCGAGAAAUUAUCGAAUCGGAAGAGCUAAUCAACUACACACAGCGAAUGGCCAAGCAGUGGGUCACGGAUCUGCGGCCAAUUAAAACGAGUCACGUUAAGGAAUACCUUACGGAGGCUCCGUUCCUGAUACUGGUGUUUAAGCAGACGUACGGCUACAAGGAGGACGGCACAAGGAAGCAGCAUUAUUACAACGAAAUAUCGACCUCGAUCGCUACCGGAAUUCUUCUGUGUGCCCUACAAAGCGCCGGGUUGAGCUCACUUAUCACCACGCCCCUCAAUUGUGGACCAGCCCUUCGCAAUCUUCUCGAACGGCCACCAAAUGAAAAGCUGCUUGUGCUCCUACCGGUCGGAUACCCGGCGGAAGAUUGCACGGUCCCAGAUUUGCACCGUAAACCGCUGGACGAUAUCAUUGCGCGUUACUGAACAUUAACUAAGAGAUUAACUCCGGUGAGAUUCGGCGCCGAAGGGGGUCGGCUUUUGAUAAAUGAACGUCAUCAACACGUGUUGUAUUUGGUGCGGGGAAGCGAUAUACUUUCUCAUACAUAACAGGGGAUCAGUUAAUUUUCUUAUCAAUACGCAGAUAACGGAGUCUAUUUUAAAAAUAAUAAACGGUGAAAAAAGUGACGAAAACAUGUGCAGAAGUGAAAAAAAAAAACAUUUCCUAACGAGCGACCGUGACAGGACUCGAACCUGCAAUCUUCGGAUCCGAAG
Molecule: messenger RNA, 1286 nt
Organism: Anopheles bellator
Lineage: Eukaryota; Metazoa; Arthropoda; Insecta; Diptera; Culicidae
Gene: Iyd
Product: iodotyrosine deiodinase
Exons: 2
Coding region: 66-998 (310 amino acids)
Molecular function (GO): oxidoreductase activity
Source: RefSeq, a predicted model, not a curated record